CCUCCGGCCUGCCCAGAGCCGGGUCUGUGUCGUCCCCAGCCCUGCGGCGGUGUAACUACCCCGGACCUCCGGGUCUCGGCCGUCCCGUGGCUCCGGCCGCGGGGCAACAUGGAGUUUGCGGAGCUGAUUAAGACCCCGCGGGUGGACAAUGUGGUGCUGCACCGGCCUUUCUAUCCCGCCGUCGAAGGGACCUUGUGUCUGACUGGUCACCAUCUGAUCCUGUCUUCUCGGCAGGACAACACGGAGGAGCUGUGGCUCCUCCAUUCAAACAUCGACGCCAUUGACAAGCGAUUUGUGGGACCACUGGGUACCAUCAUCAUAAAAUGUAAAGACUUUCGAAUAAUUCAGUUGGAUAUUCCUGGAAUGGAGGAAUGUUUGAAUAUUGCCAGUUCCAUUGAGGCGUUGUCUACCCUGGACUCUAUCACUCUGAUGUACCCUUUCUUUUACCGGCCCAUGUUUGAAGUGAUAGAAGAUGGCUGGCAUUCUUUCCUUCCUGAGCAAGAAUUUGAACUCUACUCUUCAGCUACCAGUGAAUGGAGGUUAAGCUAUGUCAAUAAGGAAUUUGCUGUCUGUCCUUCUUACCCGCCAAUUGUCAUAGUGCCCAAAUCCAUUGAUGAUGAAGCUCUUCGGAAGGUAGCUACAUUUCGGCAUGGAGGACGCUUCCCAGUACUUAGCUAUUACCAUAAAAAAAAUGGAAUGGUAAUCAUGCGAAGUGGUCAGCCACUCACUGGCACAAAUGGGAGAAGAUGCAAAGAAGAUGAAAAGCUGAUAAAUGCUACCCUCAGGGCAGGGAAACGUGGCUACAUCAUUGACACACGAUCUUUAAAUGUAGCUCAGCAAGCUAGAGCCAAAGGCGGCGGCUUUGAACAGGAAGCUCAUUAUCCCCAGUGGAGGCGGAUUCAUAAGUCCAUUGAGAGGUAUCACAUUCUUCAGGAGAGCUUAAUCAAACUUGUGGAAGCUUGUAAUGACCAAACACAUAACAUGGACCGAUGGCUCAGUAAAUUGGAGGCUUCUAACUGGCUGACUCACAUCAAAGAGAUUCUUACAACCGCCUGUCUAGCGGCUCAGUGUAUCGACAGGGAAGGGGCAUCCAUAUUGAUUCAUGGAACAGAAGGAACUGAUUCCACGCUUCAGGUUACCUCCCUGGCCCAGAUCAUUUUGGAACCGAGAAGCAGGACCAUCCGUGGUUUUGAGGCCCUGAUAGAAAGAGAGUGGCUACAGGCUGGUCACCCAUUCCAGCAGCGCUGUGCACAGUCAGCCUACUGUAAUAGUAAGCAGAAGUGGGAGUCACCUGUAUUUCUUCUAUUCUUGGACUGUGUGUGGCAGAUACUUCGUCAGUUUCCUUGUUCUUUUGAAUUUAAUGAGAAUUUCCUCAUCAUGCUCUUUGAGCAUGCAUAUGCCUCACAGUUUGGAACAUUUCUGGGCAACAAUGAAAGUGAAAGAUGUAAGUUAAAGCUGCAGCAGAAAACGAUGUCUCUGUGGUCCUGGGUCAAUCGGCCCAGUGAACUGAGUAAAUUGACCAAUCCUCUCUUUGAAGCCAACAAUCUGGUCAUCUGGCCCUCAGUUGCUCCACAAAGUCUUCAGCUGUGGGAAGGUAUUUUCCUACGUUGGAACAGAUCCUCCAAGUAUUUGGAUGAAGCAUAUGAAGAAAUGGUUAACAUCAUUGAAUAUAACAAGGAAUUACAAGCAAAAGUAAAUAUCCUUAGGAGGCAGUUGGCAGAACUGGAAACUGAGGAUGAGAUGCAGGAGAGUCCAUGAAAGAUCUCCCCACAGCCAAUGAAAGGACCUUCCUGGACCUGUAUCCACCUCUCUUUCCUUCGGCCCUUCAGUUCACUUUUACACAGUAGCCUUGAACUUAAGGCUUUAGAUGUGAGAACCCUCUAAUGUAGUGGAUUUCUCAAUACUUUAUGAAUGAAACAUACUGUAAUUACUCAUGUUUCACGUGGCCUGUUAGGCUUCUUUACUUUGGGAGCAGAAAGGAGGUGCUAGUCAUUUAUUUUAUGUGAAACAGGUGACCUAUUUAAUGCCAUUUGUGUUAUAUGCCAUUUAAUCAUAAAAUUCUUCCUGUGUCUACUUUCCAGACAGUGCUCCAGACCAGUCAAGGAUAUGAUUAAUCUCUUUAGGAAAUAUUUGUUCAUUUUUUAAAAGAUUAGACUUUUAAACACUCCAAAUGUAGAAAUAUUUUUCAAAACUGAAAUGGUUGAAAAACCACAAAUUUUGUGAUUAACAUGCCGUUUCCAGUACCUUUGCCCUUCUCUUGAAAAUAGCUUUGGAUUAAGAAAGCUGAAUUCAUUCUCAUUCUGGUUUACCAAGAAAGGAAAAUCUGAAUAUUUAUUCAAGGUAAAUUAUUUUUACAAGGAGUGUAGGUUUAAUCCUGUGAUAUUUACAUUAAGAAGUAAAUUUUAACAGUAGUCCUUAAAGUUUAUGUGCAAUAUAGAAACAAGGUAGGAAUUUGUUACUGAUAUGGUAUAGUUACUGUUGAAUUGGUUUUUCAGGUUUUUGAGCAUACAUAAUAAAGUGCAUAUCAAAUGCUGGAUAUCAUAUUAAACUGUCGUUUAGGGUAGAUGUUAAUUUGUUAUAAUUAAGCUACAAAUAUGGUUUCCUUAAACCAGAGAUGCACUGCCCUUGUCUGAAGUUCUUAUUGCACUGGUUUAUGUAUGUAUGUGUGUUCAGUUUAUUGUGUUUUAUUUUUAAGUGUUCUGAGAGUUCACUAAUAACUAAGCUUAAAACUUUCAUGUUGGCUUGAGCCUUUUGAACAUUUAUCUGGACUCUGCUGAUUUGUCCAUUAUUGUUGGGCAAAUAUAAUUGAAAUGGCGGUGAGUUUAUGAACAUGACAAAGCUAUGUUUUAAACUUCAGAAACAGAUUGAAAUGUUUUAAUGUUAUGACUGUAUUUAUGCUAUGCUAGUUUAUGCCUGCUACUCUAAAAGUCUGUGGGUUCAGUGCUUUCUAUAUACAUUCUGUUUUGUGACACUGUUCAUUUUAACAAAUAUUAUGAAUUUUAGUUUUCUAUUAAAAGGAUAGCUGAAGAAUAAUGUUUAAUACUAUUUUCACCCCAUCUGUAUAUAACCAUUUCAGUGUAAAGCACACCAAAACUGAACCCUGCUUUAGAGCUGUGUAUUGAGCUAAAAAGAUAAUUUUAAAAAAUUGACUCUAGCAUCAACUAUGACCACAUUCAGAAGCCUUAGAAAGUAGCAAAUACUUUUUAUCUCCAGUUGCCCAAGCUUCCUUUUUUUUUUUUU
Messenger RNA from Hyaena hyaena (striped hyena), 3240 nucleotides. It is a transcript of the gene MTMR9, whose product is annotated as myotubularin related protein 9. The transcript is spliced from 10 exons. Lineage: Eukaryota; Metazoa; Chordata; Mammalia; Carnivora; Hyaenidae. Gene Ontology annotation, biological process: negative regulation of autophagy. The record is from RefSeq and is a predicted model, not a curated record. Bases 109 to 1758 code for a protein of 549 amino acids.